AUGCACAGAUAUUGGAGCACCCCUAUCGAGCGUCUUGAAGACGGCACGCGGCCGCUGCUUUGGCACUGGUUAAUUUCGGUCCGUCAGACAAAGUUUGAUGCUCAAACAAUCAUUGGUAUUUACAACAAGAACCAGGAGCCUGACCAGCUCGGAUUCGCGCCGCCCAGCCUCGCCUCCUGUGACCUUGCAAACGCCACCAAGGUAGCCGCCCUCCCCAGCAAACGCCAUAUCAGAACUUCCGGGAAGAAGCCCGGGAGAACAUUCCCUACCGAGGAGAUGAUGAACUUCAACCACAUCAACACAAGCCGAGAGACCACCACUGAAGAGGGCCUAACGCCUAGGGGCUCAAAAAGACAGAGGCUGAACCACACGAUCUACACAAAUGGCUCAACCCUGGCCGCGCUAUCGCAUGACAAGUAUACAGUUGGCUGGAUAUGCGCACUUCCGAUAGAAAUGUCAGCUGCAGUAGCCAUGUUGGACGAGACACACCAAGGACUACCAAGGGCUGACGAGGACACCAAUACAUAUACGUUGGGACGCGUCGCUGCACACAAUGUCGCCAUUGCGUGUCUUCCAUCAGGCUACUACGGCAACAACAACGCCGCGGCCGUCGCGACCAAUAUGCGGCGAACUUUUCCUUGUAUGCGUCUUUGCCUAAUGGUUGGCAUUGGUGGCGGAGCUCCUGGAAAAGCCGAUAUCCGACUCGGGGAUGUUGUCGUUAGCGAAGGCGUGCUGCAGUAUGACCUAGGAAAGGCACUCAGCGAAGGCCGUUUUACGCGUACAGGCAUCAUGAACAGACCGCCGCAAGAGCUACUGACUGCCGUUGCGAACCUGCGAGCGCGACAUCGCAUUGAGGCUAGCCGGAUUCCCUCGAUUCUUUCUGAGAUGCUUGAACGCCAUCCAACAAUGGAGCAGUUCGUUCACCGCAACUCGCUGCGAGACCGUUUAUUCGACAGCACAUACGAACAUGUCCAAUCGAAGGACGUUCCGACGGACGAUUGCGAGCUGUGUGAUAUUUCUAGAUUGGAGGACAGGUCUCCACGAGAUAAUCCGGAUCCAAAGAUUCACUACGGAACGAUAGCCUCUGCAAAUCAAGUCAUGAAGCAGGUCAAGACUAGAGACGAGCUAUCACACGAGCUAGACGUGCUAUGCUUCGAGAUGGAGGGGUCAGGCGUCAUGGACGGCUUUGCGGGGUUGGUAAUCCGCGGAAUUUGUGAUUACUCUGACUCUCACAAGAAUAAGCAAUGGCAAGAGGUUGCGGCCACAGUAGCGGCAGCCUAUGCAAAAGAGCUUCUUUUAGUUAUACCUGCCGACGUGUGUACAGCAGCACCAGUAGUUGCGAUACCUUCUGUCGAUCUCGAAUUCGAACAGAUUCAUGCUCGCCGUUCAAGUAUCAAACCAAAGUACUCAACCACGUGCCGAUGGCUACUGGCACACCCCGACUAUCUCGACUGGCAAGACCCCAAACAAGCCGUCAAACACCAUGGAUUUCUGUGGAUACGUGGAGGCCCUGGUACUGGCAAGUCGACUAUCAUGAACUUUGCCUAUAGAGAAGCAACGACUCACAAAGAUGUGGUGGUCAUCUCAUUCUUCUUCAACGCGCGGGGCGAAAGUUUGGAGCGAUCUACUCACGGAAUGUAUCGAUCUCUCCUGUCACAGCUACUAAACACUUUACCAAACCUGCUCUCAAUUUUUGACGCGCCAGAGCACAAGAAGUUCCUCGACGACUUUUACACGGCUCUUUUGAGUCACCACAACCCUAUGUGGCAGAUCGUCGUUCUCCAAGAUUUGCUACGAAGCGCAUUGACGAAGCUCGGACAGACCCCAUUGGCAAUCUUCGUCGAUGCUCUUGACGAAUGCUCUUCUGGUCAAGUGGAGGAACUAGUAGAGUACUUUGAAGCUCUUGGAGAAGAAGCAGAGCAAAAUGGCUUGCGACUUAAUAUCUGCUUCUCCAGCCGCUAUUACCCGUACAUCGAUAUUCAGUACGGCCUGAAGAUUAAACUUGAGGCUCAGGACGGCCACGAAGAGGAUAUUGCCAUGUAUAUUCGAAAUAAGUUGAGAAUUGGCGCAAGCAAGACUGCGGAGGAAAUCAAAACAGGAAUGCAAGCCAAGGCAAAAGGCAUCUUCAUGUGGGUUGUUUUGGUUGUCGACAUUUUGAAAGCAGAAUAUCGAGAUGGCCGGAUCUUUGACGUCAAGAAACGGCUUGCCGCCCUACCAGACGAGCUAAGCGACUUGUUCAAGGAAAUUCUGGCAAGAGAUCAGAAGAACAUUAGAGAUUUGAAAAUUUGCAUUCAAUGGAUUCUGUUUGCGAAACGUCCAUUGAAGCUAGAAGAGUACUACUUCGCGGCCGUGUCCGCGCUCAGUCCUGAUGAACUGGGCGAAUGGGACCGAAAUGACAUUACUACAGAGGACAUGAGCAGAUUUGUCAUAAGCUCCUCGAAAGGACUCGCAGAGACGACGAGAUCCAAAGUCAAAACAGUUCAGUUCAUUCAUGAGUCUGUACGAGAAUUCUUUCUCAAAAAUGCCCUGCACGAGUUGUGGCCCAAUCUUGCCGCAGCAGACUUUGAAAGUGUAGGCCAUAGCCAACUACAGCAAUGUUGUUAUGCCUAUUUCAAUUUCUGCGUCGUGUUCAAAUCCGAAACUUGUUUAUCCGCCGCACAGAUGAUACCAGCAGCAUCUUCUGAUGAAGCAAAAGAGCUGCGCAGCGCCGUGUCGAGCAACUUGCCGUUUCUUGAAUAUGCAACACGCAAUCUUUUCUAUCAUGCCGAUAUUGCAGCCAGCGCCAUUUCACAGCAGGAAUUUUUAAGUACUUGUUCCCUCGAAGCCUGGAUUCUUCUCGACAACCUUUUCGAAAUGUUUAAAAUUCGGCGCCACACGCCGACAACAAGUCUUUUGCAUAUUCUGGCAGAAAGAAAUUUCGCAAGACUGAUCAAAGAAGCAUUGCAUCUCGACUCAAGAAUUGAUAUCAAAGGAGGGCGGCAUCGCUAUCCACUGUUUGCUGCUUUGGCAAAUGGCAAUCACGAUGCCGUCAAAGCACUACUACAGACGUCAGCUUACCUCCCGGGAGAUGACGCAUUUACCCGUUUGGAUUAUGGGCCGAAUUUCAGAGUCGAAAAAGAUCAAACGCCGCUUCACUGGGCUUCUGCGAGAGGUGAUGACGUCAUUGUCAAAUUACUUCUUGAGAAGGGCAGCCAUAUUAGGGCGGAGGACAAGCGUGGUCGGACACCGCUAUCACAUGCAGUCAAGAACGGUCAUUACGGUACUGUGCGGCUCCUACUUCAGAAUGGCUGUGAUUUUCGAAAUCACAAUAAUGACUGGAAAUCACCGCUAUUAUAUGCUGCUAUGAAUGGAAAUGACGCUAUUAUGCGGUUGCUACUGGAAAACGGUGCGAAUAUUGAAGCUCAAGAUUGUAACAUGGAAAGUCCAUUGAGAGCUGCUGCCUCAUUUGGAGAAGAGAAAGCUGUACGGCUGCUGCUUGAGGCAGGUGCAGAUAUCGAAGCGAAGGACAAUGCUGGUAGGACAGCACUAACAUGUGCUACUGAAAGAAAGCGUGAGGCUAUCGUUCAGCUAUUACUAGAGAAAGGUGCGAAUGUCGAAAGCCCAGCGUCCGGGGUGCACAACCCGUUAAUAGUUGCCGCCAUUUAUGCAUACGAGAACGUUUUACGGCUGCUACUCAAGGCAGGUGCAAAUACCGAAGCGAAGGAUAAUAGUGGUAUGACCUCACUAAUACGUGCUGCUAUAAAUGGACAUGAGGCUAUCGUCUGUCUGCUACUCACAGAGAGUGCAGAUAUCGAAGCGAAAGAUGAAAAAGGUAUGACAUCACUUAUACAUGCUACAAUGAUGGGGCGUAAGGCUAUCGUCCGACUGCUACUCAGGGAGGGUGCAGAUAUCGAAGCAAAGAAUAACAGGGGUAUGACAUCACUUAUAUAUGCUGCCGGGUGUGGGAAUGAGGCCAUCGUUCGGCUGCUACUCGAGAAAGGUGCCAAUGUUGAAGCCGUAGGGCCUGAGGGAAACAGCCCGUUAACAUUUGCCGCUUCCCUUGGAAGAGAAAACGUCGUACGGCUACUACUCGAGGCAGGUGCAGAUAUCAACAAGAAGGAUUCAAGGGGUUGGCCAGCACUAACUCAUGCUGUCGAGAGUGAACAUAAGGCUAUCGUCCGCCUGCUACUUAUGAAGGGUGCAAAUAUAGAAGCAAAGGAUCACAUCGGAAGCACGCCGUUGGGGCAUGCUAUUCAGAAUGGGCUGGAGGAUAUCGUCCUGCUGCUACUCAUGUAG
Messenger RNA from Beauveria bassiana ARSEF 2860, 4275 nucleotides. RefSeq names its product Pfs, NACHT and Ankyrin domain protein. Gene Ontology annotation, molecular function: catalytic activity; protein binding. Gene Ontology annotation, biological process: nucleoside metabolic process. Lineage: Eukaryota; Fungi; Ascomycota; Sordariomycetes; Hypocreales; Cordycipitaceae. The coding region runs from base 1 to 4275 and encodes 1424 amino acids. The transcript has 3 exons. The record is from RefSeq and is a predicted model, not a curated record.